Molecule: messenger RNA, 1268 nt
Organism: Linum tenue
Lineage: Eukaryota; Viridiplantae; Streptophyta; Magnoliopsida; Malpighiales; Linaceae
Source: the annotation of a GenBank genome assembly
UAUUCUUUUCCGACUUCUGAAAGUUUGUGUGCGAGAGAGAGCCAAAAACUUCUUUCAAUUUGUUUUCAUUUUCCUCUUUCUUCUCUCUGCUGUUGUAUCUGCUUUAGCUUCAUAUCUUCUCCACUCUACCCUUCCCCUUUUCCCCUUUUGUUUCACGGCGUUGUUUGAUUUUUCUGGUUAGCAACGAAGCGUCUGAUCGAUUUCUCUGUCUGACUCUCUCUCCGCCGCGACAUGAUCGACUUCGGUCGAGUUCAGAAGGAGCUCCAGGAAUGUACCAGAGACAUGGAAGCCUCCGGCAUCAAAGUUUCCCCUAAAUCCGACAGUCUCGCUCGCCUCACCGGCACCAUCCCUGGCCCUGUGGGUACUCCUUAUGAAGGCGGCUCUUUCCAAAUUGACAUCUCCCUUCCAGAUGGCUACCCAUUCGAGCCUCCUAAAAUGAAUUUCGUUACCAAAGUCUGGCACCCAAAUAUUAGCAGUCAGAGUGGAGCUAUUUGCCUAGACAUCUUGAAAGACCAAUGGAGUCCAGCUCUAACGCUAAAGACAGCUCUGCUAUCAGUCCAAGCACUUCUCUCUUCUCCUGAACCUGAUGACCCUCAAGAUGCAGUUGUAGCUCAGCAGUAUCUCAAGGAGUACCAGACCUUUGUUGGCACAGCUCGCUACUGGACUGAAACUUUUGCUAAGGUCUCCUCUCUUGGAGUUGAGGAAAAGGUGCAGAAACUUGUUGAAAUGGGAUUCCCAGAAGCAUUGGCGAGGAGUACACUGGAUGCUGUUGGUGGGGAUGAGAACUUGGCUCUGGAAAGGCUUUGCUCUUGAAGAUCAAGCUUCCAAAUGACGGGUUUCCUCAAAUUAUCCUCAGUUACUCGAUGGGGUUUUGCCUUUUGAUGGAGCCAGUAGGAUUUUUGGAGAUAUAUCGUCAGAUAGAAGGGCGAUAUUUGAUGGGUGCUGCAUCUUCUAGUCUUCUUCUCUCUGCAUCAUCUCUUCUUCCUCUCCGAGCCAGAAGCAACGUCGUCCUCAUCCUUCUUUCUAAGAUCCAAAUUCCCCUCAAAGUCACAUCUCUUCCUCCCUCUGGAACAACCUCCUCACAUCCACCCUCGUUCCUCCCUCUGUAAUGGUCCUGAAUUGAUUACAUGUACUCGUAAUAAUAAAAAGAAGUGAUUACAUGCUUAACCAUCGUCCUUGUUCUUAGUAGACAAAUCGAGAACCCAACUGCCUCAACGCUCAUCUCCCCUACUUUUCCCCUACCAGCCAACAACUAUCUAUAUUGUUCU